Leptidea sinapis is the source of this 4121-nucleotide messenger RNA. RefSeq names its product lysosomal alpha-mannosidase-like. The record is from RefSeq and is a predicted model, not a curated record. Gene Ontology annotation, molecular function: carbohydrate binding; alpha-mannosidase activity. Bases 52 to 4080 code for a protein of 1342 amino acids. NCBI's taxonomy places the organism in Eukaryota, Metazoa, Arthropoda, Insecta, Lepidoptera, Pieridae. Gene Ontology annotation, biological process: mannose metabolic process. The transcript has 29 exons. Gene Ontology annotation, cellular component: lysosome.
GACAUCAAACGAUGGAUUAUUAAAAAUUAUCUUCUUGUUUCGUUGUCAAAUAUGUACUUUAUGUUAUGUAUGGUAUUUGUUGUAAACUUUUGUUUUGUUAGAAGCGCUACCAGUAAAAUAGAAUGUGGAUAUAAGCAAUGUCCGAUAACUCGAGAUGGGGCUUUGAACGUCCACAUUGUUGCUCAUUCUCACAUGGACGCAGGCUGGGUGAAGACCUUCGAUGAAUAUUACUAUGGGACUAAGACGUCACUCAGUACCGCAAAUGUACAGAUGAUCUAUCAUUCUGUGUUAUCGGAGUUACUUCAUGAUAAGAGAAGGAAAUUCACAGUGUCAGAAACAGCCUAUUUUUGGCGCUGGUGGAAGGAACAACGUGGUGCCACUCGGUCUACAUUCAGAUCGCUAGUAGCUGAAGGACGGAUCCAGUUUGCUGGGGGUGGCUGGGUUCAAGCUGAUGAGGCAACCACGUAUUAUCUGCAAUUUAUCGAUCUUUAUACAUGGGGACUCAGGAAAAUAAAUGACACUCUAGGACCAUGCGGGAAGCCGAAGGCAGCUUGGCAGAUCGACACCUAUGGUCAUUCUAAAGAGCAUACCUCAUUACUGGCUCAAAUGGGGUACGAUGGACUUUUCUUAGGAAGAGUUGACCACAGAGAAAGAGAAGCAAUGAUAGAAGAGGACAGAAUGGAGUUUAUGUGGAGAGGGAGUGACGUCCUUGGUAAGAUGUCAGACAUAAUGACUCAUACUCUAUACAACCUUUACAACGCUCCUGAAGGCUUCUGUUUCGACUUCCUUUGCAAUGACGAGCCUAUUGUUGACGACCCGGAUAGUAAGGCCUUUAAUGCAGAUAAACGGGUCAACGAGUUUAUAUCGAAAAUAGAGAGGCAAGCAAAAUACUACGAACACGACAACAUUCUGGUUAUGAUGGGAGGAGACUUCACCUAUCAGAGCGCCGCAAACUGGUUCAUGAAUAUUGACAAACUUAUUAACCAUGUUAGCUCUCACCCGGCGAAUAUCUCUGACGUGAACAUAUUUUAUUCCACACCAUCUUGUUAUUUGAAAGCAAUUUAUUUAUACGGAAAGCGAGAUAAAGCAAUCCACACAGAAAAGGCAGAUCUUCUACCAUAUGGAAGUGACAGUAACACUUAUUGGACGGGAUUCUACACUUCAAGACCAAGUCUAAAGUAUUUUGCAGUUCGGGCCCACGUCUUUUUGCAGGUGGUAAAGCAAUUAACAGUACUAUCGAGGAUGAGUGACUCGUACGAGCUGCAUCUGUUGAGACAUGCCGUCAGUCUGGUGCUGCACCAUGAUGCUAUCACUGGCACGAGUCAACAACAUGUGGUGAAUGACUUUAUAAGCAUAUUGUCAGACGCUGUUGAAGUUUGCACCAAGAAAAUUUCCCAAUAUUUGAGCAUUUUAACACCAUCGUGGGGCGGCAGUCGAAGACCGAAAGGCAGCCAACAGUUUCUUGUAUGCCACAUGUUAAAUAUCAGUCAAUGCAGGUUUUCAGAAACUCAGGAUUCAAUCUUACUGCUGGUGUACAAUCCUCUCAGUAUAAAGACGUACCACCACGUUCGGUUACCGGCAAUAGCACUGCAGUAUACCAUUCGCGAUUAUAAUGACGACGAAGUAGAACACCAGCUUAUUCCAUUACCAGCAGCAGUGAUUAACCUGCCGGGCAGAAAAUCCACAGCCAUUCAGGAGCUAUGCUUCGAGGCAGAAAAUAUCCCACCAUUGGGAUUUACCUCGUAUUACAUCACACCAAUCAGGGAUCCGUUGGCAGAUGGAGCUUAUAUUAAAAAAGUCAAAGCAAAUCCUGAGGGUCAACAAGAAAUGGUUUCAACAAUAUCAAAUGAGUUUAUAAAACUGUCUAUUGACAAAACGACGGGCCUUUUAGAAUCCCUUCAACACGAGGACGGUACUAAGAUAAUGGUUUCGCAAAACUUCUACGUGUACACUCAACUUCAACAGCCGCUGCAGUCUGGGGCUUACAGCUUUAGGCCCAAUAAAGAGAGGCCUGUUCCGAUAACAGACAAGGUAACUUACCAUACAAUAAAAGGUACUAUCGUGAAGGAGAUAAGACAAAAAUUUAGCGACUGGAUUUCACAGACAAUACGCCUGUAUCGAGGUGAGGAGUUCGUGGAAUUGGAGUGGGUUGUUGGACCAGUGCCUAUUGGGACCGACCUAGGAAAAGAAGUAGUGACCAUAUUCAAAACAAACAUAAGCCACAAUGGAUACUUCUAUACUGACUCUAAUGGACGGCAAAUGAUCAGAAGAACGUGCAUCAAUGAAACAACCAGUGUUCCACAAAAAAAGGCACUUUGCUCUUGUUUCUAUCCCGUGACGUCACGGAUCUGCAUCUCCUCAGUGAACACCAGCUCUCAGAUGUGUGUCCUCACCGAUAGGAGCCAGGGGGGCACCUCCUACGAUGAUGGGGACAUCGAGUUGAUGAUUCACAGAAGAUUAUUAACCGAUGAUGGAUUUGGUCUAGAAGAACCAUUGAACGAAGAAGAAUUUGGGCUCGGUCUUGUGGUGAAGGGUAAACAUAGGAUAUACUUUGGGAAUGCUCGUAAAGACAUUGAAGACCUGUCCUUCAACGAACGCGCCACUCAGAUGUCCAGCAAGAUGAUGUUCGAGCCGAUGCUGUUCUUGACCUCUGGGGAGAAGAUCAAUCGUCGCAAGUGGCAGAACGUCAGGAAUAAGAGGUUCUCGCCUCUGCAACUUCACGGUCUACCGAGACAUAUCAACAUCAUAACUUUGGAGCCUUGGAAGGCUGGUUCUGUUCUGCUCAGAUUGGAAAAUACAUUGGAGAGACCGAAAGGACGUAAACCAGACAAAGAUAUUUUAGAGGAGUAUGCAGACUACCACAUCAAUGUUGAUCUCCGUAAGAUAUUCCUUCAACUGAAAAUCAAAGUAGUACGCGAAACAACGCUAGCUGCUAAUCAGUGGUUGGAAGAAGCGAGGCAAAUGGAUUGGAGUACGCGAUAUGUAUACGAUGGUAGUGAAGAUGGCAUCCUACCAGAGGAUAGCCCCGAUUACACGGAUAAUAGUAAACUACAGAGAAACCACAAAGACUACGGACAACUUUCAGAAGAAGACGAAGUAAUACCAAAACGAAGACAGAAAAAAAUAAAUGUAGCACAACGACAUCCAACUAAAGUCAAAAUGGAAUACUAUGAUAGAAAAAAACGAGAAGCCAAUAUAUCAUCCUAUGUCGUUAGUGAUAAUGAGACACAUUAUGAAAAGUCUAUCGGCAAUGCUAAUUUAAAGAAACUUAACGUGCCAACAACAUUAAGACCUAGUUUCAAUAAUAAAAGGAAUAUUCAGAGGCAUACUAAAAGAAUUAGUACAGAUAUCACCCCCAGGAAACCUCAAAUUAAUUCGGAUAAUUAUGAUGAUGUAACUGUGAAUGUACAUAGUCCGAAACCAUUUAGUGGAGCAUACGAAGAAGCCGAUAUAACUGCCAGUGAUGAUGACGGUAUUACAAAGUCAAUUUACGAAAUGUAUUACAAAAACCAACCGCGUCGUAUUAUGAUUAGGCCAAAAGAUGAAAGUUCAGAAGAAUAUCCUAGAAGGCCAGUCGAGCAAAAACGUAGAACAAUCAAUACACAGAUGAAAUAUCCAGAGUUGCAUAGAAAGGAGAAGAGGUCUUUUGGUAACAUGAGACGCCGGAAUAGCAGUAGAAGGCCUAAGGGGCGAGGUUCACAGUUCUCUAUAAAAAAUGCAAAUAAGAAGUUGUAUGAAAGCAAAGAUAUAUAUGAUAAAAGUGAUGAAAUAAGUCGAAGAUACAGAGAAGAUAUUCACCCAAACAAAGAAAGAACAAGAAGAGAUUUUAAGAGCUUAAAAUCAGAGAAGGAAUACAGCUCAGAAGAGAAGAGUCCUGAUGAAGAGUACGAGGAUGAUGAAUGUUCUGAUGAAACAAUUGGGGUAUCACCAGGAGUAUCAAGAACAAAGAGAGCCGUCAAAGACUCAGAUGGUAGUGGUGAAGAAAAUCAGAAUGAGAUAGAAUAUAUAAUAUCUCUCCGACCCACUCAAAUACGAACAUUUAUCAUAUGGUUUGAAGAUAAGAAAGGGUUUAACAUCUAACUUUAAGAGUCAACGUGAAAAUAAAGAAUGAACCUCUGAAA